ACCGAAUAUUUUAUUCCUAUUUGGUACAGCUCACUUAAUGAUGCACGAUUCAUGUCGUUUCAGACAAUUUUUAAACCUAUUAAUUCAAGUAACCCAGUAUUGGGUUUCAGCAUUGCCCAGUAAUUUGAACCAAAUUUGAGGCUAAUGACUUAUGAAUCACCACUAGCCCAUAUCACUACCACAGUAUAAAACAAAGCGGCACGAAAGAAUCUCGAAACAUAGUGCUGAAAAUUCACAAAAAUCAGCAAUUUUUUUGACGAUGGCUUUGGCACAUAGCAAAUGGGUUAAGCUGGAGCAGAAAGGUACUGGACCAGGAUCAAGAAGCUCACAUGCUAUAACCCUUAUAGGUGAAAAGGUUUAUGCAUUUGGUGGCGAGUUCACACCUCGUGUCCCUGUGGAUAACAAACUAUAUGUGUACGAUCUCAAUGACAAAACAUGGUCGAUUGCUGAUGCAACCGGGGAAAUUCCUCCUCCUCGUGUUGGUGUUACAAUGGUAUCAGUUGCAGAGACAAUAUAUGUUUUUGGUGGAAGGGAUGCUACACACAAGGAGCUUAAUGAACUCUACAGUUUCGACACGGUUACAAACAAAUGGACCCUACUUUCGAGUGGUGCGAUGGGGCCCCCACACCGCAGUUACCAUUCGAUGACCUCAGAUGACCGGCGAAUAUAUGUCUUUGGCGGCUGUGGGGAUGCUGGACGGCUUAAUGAUCUAUGGGCUUAUGAUGUUCUUGAUGGAAAAUGGAUCAGUUUUCCUGUGCCAGGGGAGAAUUGCCAGCCUAGGGGUGGACCUGGACUAGUUGCAGUUCUCGGGAAAAUUUGGGUCGUGUAUGGUUUCUCUGGAGUGGAGCUUGAUGAUGUACAUUACUUUGAUCCAAAUGAAGAGAAGUGGGUUGAAGUCGAGACAAGUGGAGAAAAGCCAACACCUCGAAGUGUAUUCUCAACUUUUGCGGUUGGGAAGUAUAUAUUUAUAUAUGGUGGAGAGAUUGAUCCAAGUGAUUUAGGCCACCUUGGUGCCGGAAAAUUUUCUGAUGAAGUCUUUGCACUUGAUACUGAGACGCUAGUGUGGAAAAGAUGGGGAGAUAUCUUGACUGCUGAUUACCAUCCGGGGCCACGAGGAUGGUGUGCAUUUGCAGGUGGGCAACGAGAUGGCCAAGAGGGAUUAUUGGUGUAUGGUGGGAAUUCUCCUAGUAAUGAUCGACUGGGUGACAUUUUCUUCUUCACUCCUUCGUUUGAUGUGAAUGGAAAAUGAUGAGAAUCGAGAUGUUUUUCCAUAUAUGAUGAUUUAGUUGCAGAGAAACGGAUGAUGAUGUUUCUUUUAGUGUGCAUUGUGCUUGUAAGUUGCUUUCUAGAGCAAUGAAUAAAAAUGGAAUUGUUGUAUCAAAACUAUGGGGCGCCGGGGUGUAAGACUUAUUUUCAGUUUUAUUAGUGUUUCGUACUUUUUCACAUAUCUUGCUAGAAAUUGAAUGAAUCGACACACAUUCUAAGAAUUUCUGCA
Messenger RNA from Olea europaea var. sylvestris, 1495 nucleotides. Its product is annotated as nitrile-specifier protein 5-like. The coding region runs from base 260 to 1249 and encodes 329 amino acids. Gene Ontology annotation, biological process: nitrile biosynthetic process. Gene Ontology annotation, cellular component: cytosol; nucleus. Gene Ontology annotation, molecular function: protein binding; enzyme regulator activity. The record is from RefSeq and is a predicted model, not a curated record. Lineage: Eukaryota; Viridiplantae; Streptophyta; Magnoliopsida; Lamiales; Oleaceae. The transcript has 2 exons.